This is a messenger RNA of Centropristis striata (black sea bass), 1131 nucleotides long. Its product is annotated as pulmonary surfactant-associated protein D-like. The record is from RefSeq and is a predicted model, not a curated record. NCBI's taxonomy places the organism in Eukaryota, Metazoa, Chordata, Actinopteri, Perciformes, Serranidae. The coding region runs from base 59 to 898 and encodes 279 amino acids. The transcript has 5 exons.
UUGUGAAGAAGUGAAGAAGCAGCUCGACGAUUUUCCAUUCUGCACUGGAACGUUGAGGAUGUUUCUCCUUGUCUGCGUCCUCUGCCUGAUGGCUCCCAUUGGCUACAGUCAACUUCAGGGUCCUCCUGGUCCCAAAGGGGAACAGGGAAUACCAGGGCUUCAAGGUGCCAGAGGGUUCCCUGGGACCCCUGGGUUACCAGGGUUCUCAGGUAUGAAAGGGGAUCCUGGGUUUCCUGGGACACCAGGAUCAAAGGGUGACUCGGGAAUGCCAGGUUUUUCAGGUCCACCUGGGCGACCUGGACCACCUGGACAACCUGGGUAUCCUGGACAAAAAGGAGAUCAUGGGAUACCUGGAAUACCUGGAGAACCUGGAAGACCUGGAGAACCUGGAAGACCUGGAGAACCUGGAAGACCUGGAGAACCUGGACCUCGUGAGAUAUGCAGUCAAGAUCCUGCUGGUUCCAGCUGCCCGGACCUGAGAGCCUUAAAGGAGAGCCUCGCUCGGCUGGAGCUGGCUAUAAACUACAACUUUGUCCGAAAAGUUGGUCAGAAAUACUUUGUGUCCAACCAGGAGAGAGACUCCUUCUCCAGGGCCGUGGAGUUGUGCUCCCAGCGAGGCUUAGAGCUGGCUCUGCCCCAGAGCGACCAGGAGAACAACGUGCUGACUCAGAUCUUUGGGGACGUCUACAAAUCGGCCUGGAUCAACGUCAACAAAGUGAAAGCAACGGGGAACUUUAACUCCGACAUGAAGAACCGACCUUUGACCUUUACCAAAUGGGGAGAAGGGCAGCCGGACAAAACCAUCCAGGAUACAGGCUGCACCAUGCUGUCAGAGAACGGCGUCUGGAGAGUGACGCACGAGUGCUUCCUGAACGCCUUCAUCGUCUGUCAGAUAUAGAAACGUCUCACAAACACAAACACAAACACGUCUCGUAUAUUUCACGUCUUAUGAGUUACUGCAGUCAGUGAGCCGAGGGAAUCUAUAUUUUCAUAUUAUCAUACUUAAUAAUCUGUGUUUAAAAAGUAUAACUGUGUAUUAAAAUGUGAAAUAAAAAGGCCGGUCCAGUAUCUGUACAGAGACAGAUGAUUUUAUUAGCUAGAUUAAUAAAACAGAUUUAAGCUUCUGUUUAA